Molecule: messenger RNA, 1433 nt
Organism: Danio rerio (zebrafish)
Lineage: Eukaryota; Metazoa; Chordata; Actinopteri; Cypriniformes; Danionidae
Gene: tdp2b
Product: tyrosyl-DNA phosphodiesterase 2b
Biological process (GO): animal gross anatomical part developmental process
Cellular component (GO): nucleus; PML body
Molecular function (GO): DNA binding; catalytic activity; tyrosyl-DNA phosphodiesterase activity
Source: RefSeq, marked provisional
CAAACCGAUCAACAAAUGUCUGCUCUGGAGGAAUCCAGGACGAGACUUUGUGAUCAGUUUGCCUUUGUAUCUGGAUCGGACAGCGCCGUGGCACAGUGCUAUCUAGCAGAAAAUGAGUGGGACAUGGAGAGAGCUUUAAAUUCUUUCUUUGAGGCUCAUAUGGAUUCAGUCUUCGAUGAGGAAGCAGAGAAAACUGAAGUGACUGGGAAUAAGAGAAAAGAUGUGAAUUCUUCUGACACUGCUGAAGCUUCAGGGACGAAGAAGAAAUUGAAGACGGACAAUGCGGAUUGCAUUGACUUGACAGCAGAGGAGCCCACCUGCUCUAUUACUGUAAACUCUAAAGAAAAUCAGGCUGAAAAUGGCACAGCCAAAUCUGAAGUGGAGGACAGCAAGCUAUCCAUCAUCAGCUGGAAUGUGGACGGUUUGGACACAUUAAAUCUUGCAGAACGUGCCAGGGGCUUGUGCUCAUAUCUAGCUCUAUACACACCAGAUGUGGUUUUUCUUCAAGAGCUCAUUCCAGCUUAUGUUCAGUAUCUUAAGAAACGUGCCGUCAGCUACUUGUUUUUUGAAGGGAGCGAUGAUGGAUACUUUACCGGGAUAAUGUUAAGGAAAUCAAGAGUAAAAUUUUUGGAAAGCGAGAUCAUCUGCUUUCCAACAACACAAAUGAUGAGGAAUCUGCUCAUUGCUCAGGUGACUUUCUCAGGUCAGAAGCUAUACUUGAUGACAUCCCAUUUAGAAAGCUGUAAAAACCAAUCCCAGGAGAGAACGAAACAAUUGCGGGUUGUGCUUCAAAAGAUUAAGGAAGCGCCAGAAGAUGCCAUUGUCAUUUUUGCAGGUGACACAAAUCUCAGAGACGCAGAGGUGGCCAAUGUUGGAGGUUUGCCUGCAGGUGUGUGUGAUGUGUGGGAACAGCUGGGCAAACAAGAACACUGCAGGUACACCUGGGACACCAAAGCUAACAGCAAUAAGACUGUGCCUUACGUCAGCAGAUGUCGCUUCGACCGCAUAUUCCUGAGGUCUGCUAAAACCCGUCCAGCGGUCACUCCUGACCACAUGGCCUUGAUUGGAAUGGAGAAACUGGACUGCGGUCGUUAUACCAGUGAUCACUGGGGUAUUUACUGCACUUUCAACACAUGAAAUACCAAAAUGACCAACGUCUUCUGUCCAGAAGAGUUGGCUUUAUAGAGUGUGCUCAAAUCAAAAAUAGUUUAAGAGUGCCUACAAAAUGCAGACUACAGUUCAGUGUAAGAAACAAAGACAAACAGAUACUUGGCUGAAUAUAAAGUACUGCAUUAGGAAACAUGAAGAAAUGGUUUUAGCAUAUUCCACACCAUCUUUCCAGAUGAUCCUAUAUCUUGGAUUUAACAUAAAAAAAUCAAGUGUUUUCUGAAUUUAAAUGCUUUUAUUUGAAUAAAUGUGAUUUGUUGUGGUAA